Iphiclides podalirius (scarce swallowtail) is the source of this 702-nucleotide messenger RNA. Lineage: Eukaryota; Metazoa; Arthropoda; Insecta; Lepidoptera; Papilionidae. The record is from the annotation of a GenBank genome assembly.
AUGAGUUUGCAGGCGGAAGUUUGCUUGUGGACCCUGCUCGGUCUGGUGCGAACAAUCUUCGACGCCACGCUGUUCAAAGUGAACGCUAAUUUAAAACAGCGUGUGCUGAGGACAAUGAUCUCUGGAGUGAUGCUGGUGCAGUGCUUCACGCUCUACGUAUACUUAGCAUUCUACAUCGUGCUGUUGUAUCCAGUGUUUCUGGAAGAACGUCCUACGCUAGUGCUGCCGUGGCUGCUGUUAGCAGCAAUAAGAAAACUUCUAUGUGAACUAACUAGCCUGGCUUUGGGUCUCGGCACCUGCGUACUGCUGGGGCCCGGUAGACCAGCAUGCGCCAGGUUUCUCAUAACGAAGGUCUUCACCAUAGCACCGGCCUUUUAUGUGUGGCUUCUGGUUUUCAGCUACUACCACACUUUGAAGAUGACAACUGCCUUCAAAACGUUUCCAGCGGUAAUGCCCCCGGCAGACCGGGACUUUGGUCUCGAAUUGGCUGUACGUAGGCGCCGUACCAAAUCUCUCUUCGGUGAAGAACAGUUGCGACGGAAGAUUAAAGCGGGGCUAUACGCUGAAAGAACCUUGAUGACCACAGCGCAACCCCAAACACAUCUCAAAUUCAAUGAAAUGAUUCGCGCGGUCCCAUCGAAUGAAAGCGACAAUAGUAAAAACCAGGAGACUGGAGUAUUCAAGGAAGAGGAACUUCUUAUU